Molecule: messenger RNA, 2261 nt
Organism: Linum trigynum
Lineage: Eukaryota; Viridiplantae; Streptophyta; Magnoliopsida; Malpighiales; Linaceae
Source: the annotation of a GenBank genome assembly
CAGAGGGAAAACGAAAAUGGCGGCACCACCUCCACCAGCCAACGAUUCGGAGUAGGGAGCUCCUAUUCCUCCGCCUUCUUCCCUCCUAAUCCCAGCAGAGUUCUUCUAUCCAUCAAAUUCACAAACAGAAGAAUACACCAAGAAUCAAGCAGCAGACGCCCAAUUUCUUUUACGAGGAAGAAGCAAUCUGCAGCCUAUUUGGGUUCUCUUCACACUCUGUACAUUGCUCUGCAUCGCUUCAUUUAAUGCUCUCUCUGUUCAUCAGAGCUGCAUAAUUCGUGUUUUUUCCCCCCGUUUUUGGGUUCUACAUAGAAACCGAUUCUCUCAUCUGGGUUUCCGUUGGAUUCUCGAGUCUCUUCGUCGAAAUGCCAUUGAAUCGCGUCUGACAGAAUUUUCAACUCGCCGGACAGAAGAACCGGCCGUCGCCUUUGUAGAGGUUUUUCUUUUCUGGGAGAUUGUAAAACUCCGGGUGCUUUUUGUUCCUCUCCGAUGGGGGAAUACAGACACGGCGGCGGCACGUCAAUGGGCAUCGCGGCAAGAAAGCUCUUCUUCGGCGUAUUCCCGUUCAUCUCCGCCGUGUUCCUGCUCUCCUGGUUCGUCGUCGUCCGGUCCUCCACCGCCCGCCCAAGCUUCCUCGACCACGCAUUUUUACCCACGGUCACCACUCUUUCCGUCGUCAAAAGCGACAUCCCCCUCCAACAACAGCUCUCCACUCCCAGCUCCUUCUCCACAAAAGCACGCGCAAUCCUCGUCGACGACGAUACAAAACCAGAAAAAAUCAACAACAUCGUCUCCACCACCACCAAUCUAGACGCCGGACCCAAGCCCGUGAACGAAGAUAAGCCCAUAAUUAGACCCGAAAUCAGAGCUACUAGCACUAAUGGUGAUGUGAAAUGCAAUGCUGAAAGCAGCCUGAAGCCACCACAACAGCAGCAAUUGAAGGUUUUCAUGUACGAGAUGCCGCCCGAAUUCCACUUCGAGCUCUUGGGUUGGAAGCCGGAGGAGCCGGGCCGAGUCUGGCCCGACAUAAAAACCCACAUACCCGGCUACCCAGGCGGGCUCAAUCUGCAACACAGCAUAGAGUACUGGCUAACACUCGACCUCCUAGCCUCAGAAUUCCCCGAGAUCCCUCGAGCUGGGAGCGCGAUCCGAGUUCGCAACUCGAGCGAGGCGGACGUCUUAUUCGUGCCAUUCUUCUCUUCACUGAGCUACAACAGGUACUCCAAGGUAAACCCGCACCAGAAGAAGAGCAGGAACAACGUGUUGCAGGACAAAGUGGUGAAGUACGUGACGUCGCAGCCGGAGUGGAAAAGGUCCGGCGGGAAGGACCAUUUGGUGAUGGCUCACCACCCCAAUAGUAUGCUGAGUGCGAGGAUGAAGCUGUGGCCGGCAAUGUUCGUGUUGUCGGAUUUCGGCAGGUAUCCGCCCAAUGUGGCGAAUGUUGAGAAGGAUGUGAUUGCGCCUUACAAGCAUGUUAUUAAGAGCUAUGUGAAUGAUAGUUCGGAGUUUGACACCAGACCCACCUUGCUCUAUUUCCAGGGUGCCAUUUACAGGAAAGAUGGUGGACUGGCGAGGCAAGAGCUGUUCUACCUGCUGAAGGACGAGAAAGACGUGCAUUUCCAGUUCGGUAGCGUAAAGAAAGACGGCAUCCACAAGGCGUCCCGAGGCAUGCACGGGUCCAAAUUCUGCCUCAACAUAGCCGGCGACACGCCCUCGUCGAACCGGCUCUUCGACGCAAUCGCCAGCCACUGCGUCCCGGUGAUCAUCAGCGACGAGAUCGAGCUCCCCUACGAGGACGUCCUGGACUACUCCGAAUUCUGUGUGUUCGUCAAGACGUCCGACGCAGUCAAGGAGAAGUUCUUGAUCAACUUCAUCCGGAGCAUCAAGAAAGAGGAAUGGACUAGGAUGUGGACGAGGUUGAAGGAAGUCGAGCGGUUCUUUCAGUUCCAGUACCCUUCGGUGGAAGGAGAUGCUGUACAAAUGAUAUGGCAGGCGGUAUGGAGAAAGGUUCCGGGCAUAAGGAUGAAGAUAAACAGGGCUAGGAGAUACUCGCGGUUUGCUGUUACCGACACUCAUAGAGAUGGUGGUAGUGGUGGAGGAACAGGACGGCGAUCUAGGCAUCAUAUACUUACACCGAAGAACUUUUGGUGAAAGUGAACAGUAAAGUUGUUAGAGCAUUUCUUUCUCUUCUUUUUGUCGAUUUAACAUUUGUGAAUUGUGACAUAGAAUUGAGAAUGCGGGAAGAAACAGGCAUGACUGUA